Molecule: messenger RNA, 3403 nt
Organism: Carassius gibelio (silver crucian carp)
Lineage: Eukaryota; Metazoa; Chordata; Actinopteri; Cypriniformes; Cyprinidae
Product: fascin-like
Exons: 5
Coding region: 431-1906 (491 amino acids)
Biological process (GO): cell migration; actin filament bundle assembly; establishment or maintenance of cell polarity
Cellular component (GO): actin cytoskeleton; filopodium; cell projection membrane
Molecular function (GO): protein-macromolecule adaptor activity; actin filament binding
Source: RefSeq, a predicted model, not a curated record
UGGUUUGGACAGGUUUGGAACAACUUAGGCCAGUGUGAGUCAGUUUUCGGAAUUCUUUCAAGUGCACGCGAGAGUUCGACAUCUCUCAAACGCGUGAGGAUGCUCACGUCUAUUUUACGCAAUAGCUCAGUGUAUUUGGAAAAGCGGUAGGCUAGUUCGUUAAACUCUUUCACUAAGGGGAAUAUUAUCAAAUUCUGUGUUUCCCAACUCAUUUUGGGAUGUGUGAGUGUGCUGACGGAAGGCGGGACAGGCGCGUGACAUCACUCAUCUCAUCUGUAUAAAAGCUCCAGCUGUGUCCGUGCGCUCGCGCUGUGAGGCUGCAGAGAGAGAGAGGCGCGCGCACGCUCGCUCGCUCCUUCAAACAAAGAGACCCGUCAACAUCAUCCACAGGGCACCAGCAGAACCCAUUCCAGCAAGGCCUAGAAGAAUCAUGACUGCAAACGGAACCAGCGACAUGCUCAAAAUCCAAUUCGGAUUGAUCAACUGUGGGAACAAAUACCUCACGGCUGAAACGUUCGGCUUCAAGAUCAACGCAUCAGCCACCAGCAUGAAGAAGAAACAGAUCUGGACCUUGGAGCAGAACGGCGACGACUCGAGCACGUUCUACCUGAAGAGCCAUCUGGGGAGAUACAUCGCGGCUGACAAAGACGGCAACGUGACGGGUGACAGCGAGACCCCGAGCGAGGACUGUCGGUUCGUGAUCACUGCACAUGAUGAUGGGCGCUGGUCGCUGCAGUCUGAGCCUCACAAGCGCUACCUGGGCGGCACCGAGGACAGAAUCACCUGCUUCGCGCAGACCAUCUCCAUCGCAGAGAAAUGGAGCGUGCACAUUGCCAUGCACCCCCAGGUCAACAUCUUCAGCCUCACUAGGAAAAGAUACGCGCACCUGAGAUCCGAGCAGAGCGAGAUCGCCAUUGACCGAGAUGUGCCCUGGGGCGUGGAUUCCCUCAUUACCUUGGUCUUCCAGGACCAGAGGUACCACUUACAGACGUCUGACAACCGGUUCCUGAAGAACGACGGAAGCCUGUCCCAAAAACCUGACAAGAACACGGGGUACACGCUGGAGUUCAGGUCCGGGAAGGUUGCCUUCAGAGACUGCACUGGAAAGUACCUGGCUCCCUCUGGUCCCAGUGGAACCAUGAAGUCCGGCAAGAGCUCGAAGGUUGGCAAAGACGAGCUUUUUGUUCUGGAGCAGAGCCACCCUCAAGUGGUCCUCACCGCUGGCAACGACAGGAAUGUGUCCACCAGGCAAGGCAUGGACCUCUCGGCCAACCAGGAUGAAGAAGGUGACCAGGAGACUUUCCAGAUGGAAAUCAGUAAAGACACAAAGAAGUGUGCCUUCAGGACCUGCACUGGCAAAUACUGGACCCUCACAGCUAAUGGUGGCCUUCAGUGCACUGCCUCGACUAAGUCUGCUAACUGCCACUUUGACAUUGAGUGGCGUGGGAAGAAGAUAACCCUGCGUGCCAACAAUGGAAAAUAUGUGGCUGCCAAAAAGAACGGACAGCUGGCUGCCACGAUUGACACGGCAGGAGAGACUGAGGAGUUCCUGAUGAAGCUCAUCAAUAGGCCCCUCAUUGUGCUGAGAGGGGAGCAUGGCUUCAUUGGCUGCAGGAAGGUCACCGGCACCCUGGACUCCAACCGCUCCUCAUAUGAUGUCUUCGGGUUGGAGUUUAGAGAUGGAGCCUAUAGCUUGCGAGACUCCACUGGGAAAUACUGGAUGGUGGGCAGUGAAUCGAACGUGCUCAGCAGUAGCGACACCCCGGUGGACUUCUUCCUCGAGUUUUGUGACUACAACAAAGUGGCCAUCAAGUCAACUGAGGGGAAGUAUCUGAAGGGCGAUCACGCAGGUGUUCUGAAGGCCAACGCCGAUGAUCUGGACACCUCCACUAUGUGGGAGUACUAAAAGAACUUAAGUAACCACUGUGGCUUUUGCUUUCCAUUUUUUUUCCCCUUUCUGUUAUCCAUUUUGAAUAUGGUUUUUGAAUACGAGUGAGCACACAGGCUAACAGGUGGAGGGUCAUACUUCUAGUCAUGUUUACUCUAUUCUGUCUAAAUACUUCAGAGGUUGUGAGCCACAGUAUUACCAGUGUUCACUGACGACGACUGGCCAAAACUGGGACUUAACUGGCAUCCAUAUUUGUUUUGUGUGGUUAAGCACAUCUAAUGUCAUCUCUAAAUCUGUCGUAAUAAUUGACUUGCAUUCAAGUCAGUUGGCUCUCUGGAAGAUCGACCACAGGAUCUUGAUUUUGACCAGAUUGUAGUGUGAUCCUUCUUCCUAGUCUUUGCACAGUCCUGUAUGAGCCUCACACUCUUAAUAUUAACACAUAGCGAAACGUUAAAGAAAACCUUGUGACUGUGAGCCAUUGAUGUAAUGCCUCCCACUGUAUUGCCAGUUAUAUGUACAUACCCUCAUGAUCUGAGGAUUUAGGCAAUAUUUACAGGUAAAUGUAUGAAUGUUGUUUUAUUUUUUCUUUUCAUAGACUUGACAGAGUUAUGAAGGAAGCUCUCAGAACACUGAAACUAGCGGUGAACUACACUGUUUUGUUUUCUUGUUUAAGUUUGGCUUUGAUUGUUUAAUGCCCCACUGUCUGCGUCAUUAGAAAAAAAAUGUUAAUGUUUAAAAAGAGGAAAAACCUAAAGAACUGGAUUUGUAUCAUACAGUCCCUAGUUUUAAAAUUAGGGUUACGCCUGGAAUUGCGAAUGGGCGGAAAAAAAUAAAUAUGGAUAUUAAAAUGGUAAACGUUUUCUGCAACUCGAAAGUGAUGUUAAUCGUUACGUUGUGUGCUGUAGCUGUGCGUGUGAAGAUACCGACGUGAGGUAUGUUGUUGCAGGUUCAACAAAGUAUUUAUGCUGAAUUAAACCACUUUUCCUUCUUAAACCUGACAAAUCUCAAAGGAAUGGUGGGUCUGGGUUCACUGGACUUGUGCAGUGGUCUAAUCUGGAAAGGUGUCUAAAAAAAGUCACCUAACAUAUAGAGUGUUGUUUUUUUUUAUGUUGAAGGCACAGACAUUAUCAUAAACCUUAUUCCUUCAUACACAUUACAGUACAUAAUGAAGACAUUAACACCAAACACCAGAUUGAUUGAAGAUUUAAACCUGAGGUUAAACUGGGUCUUAAUUACGUUUCAGGUGUGCAUCAAACUAACAGAGCCACUCUGAGCUGAACGCAGUAAGAACUUUAAAGAACAUUUAAGAACGAUCAUUUCAGAUGAUGAGGAUCAUUCUAAGGGAAUGAUAAUGACUGUGUCUUAAAAGGUCAUUAUGGGGGGAAGACAUUCCACAUUAUACUUUGUAAAGUCUUUACAGAUGUCUUUUUAUAUUGUUUUGAUAGUAUUGUUAUGUUUCCUCAUGUGCCAUGGGUACAAAUGAAAUCCAGAAAUAAAUAUGGUUUGAAUAUGAAA